Leishmania braziliensis MHOM/BR/75/M2904 is the source of this 990-nucleotide messenger RNA. RefSeq lists its product as hypothetical. The record is from RefSeq and is a predicted model, not a curated record. The coding region runs from base 1 to 990 and encodes 329 amino acids. The transcript has a single exon. Gene Ontology annotation, molecular function: protein binding. NCBI's taxonomy places the organism in Eukaryota, Euglenozoa, Kinetoplastea, Trypanosomatida, Trypanosomatidae.
AUGAGCCGUGCACUCACGCCGUACCGCGAGUUGCAGCUCCCGCACCCGCCGGCGCUGCUCUACAACAACCUGCAGCUGCACCAAAGUGGGACGUACGUAUCGUACGCAGCGGACUCCGCUGUGUACACAAUUCGGUCGUCGACAGGGGCUCUGUGCUUUAGCCCCCUUCGCUUUCCCGGUGGUCACGUACAUCACCUCGCAUCCUUGCAGGAUGAUGCAGAGCAGAACAUCAUUCUAAUCAUUGUCCUCUCCACACGUGUGGCUGUUAUCGCUGUGAAUGGGCAGCAGACCCACAUGCUGCCGGUGAAGGACGACCAUGUGACGCUGACCUGCGCAGCUGUGGUGCGUGUGGCAGGGAAGAACGAGAUGGUGGUUGCGGUCGGCUCAUCAGAUGGAAUACCGCUGUGCAGCCGCUACACCCUCCAAGGGCAGCCCGUGCCAUCCGUGGAGCUCACCAUGCCAGUGCAAGCGCACGCGAGGCGCAGCAUCACGGCCUUGGAUCUCGAAGCUGUAGGAGAGGCGUCGCAAGUGGAGAUGGCGUCGGGCGACUCCGGCGGCCACGUUGUACUCUGGGCUGACAACAACCCCACACUCACGAUUCCACCUGAGAGCGAAACAGAUGCUGUCACGUGCCUGCGACUGGUCGCCGCCCGCAAUGCUGUCGCUGUGGCGUACGGUGGGGGACAAAUCAGGCUCAUUCAGUGCAGUAGCGGUGCCGUCAUAAUCAAUAUUCAGGCCCACUCCCGCUGGAUCAACACACUGGUCUACAGCGCUGCCCAGCACUGGCUGGUGUCUGGCGCCGAGGAUGGGCAACUAUCGGUAUGGGAUGUCACCUCCGCUAAUCCGACUAGCGUCUGCCUGGCGAGCGGUGCCGUGCGGAAUGAACUCCCCACCGGACUGGCCUUCCUGGGGGACCAGGGUGCUCUUCUUGUUGCGUCGUACGAUGUAGCCAAGCUUCGCUUCUUCUCUACUCCCUGUAAGGGACGGUAA